AUGUCACCCAACAAGACUAAUACUCAUAAUUUCAUACCUGCUACGCCAACAUGCACUAACUGUUCUUGUUUCUUUUGCAUCAUGUCCGAAACAGUUCCUUCCCUCAGAAGAGCGAAAAUAACUCGCUACUUCAAACAAAUGCCCCUUAGAGAUGACCAAGAACACAUCUUGGCGUUAAGUGGGCUCUGGAAAAUCGCUAUAACUAACCCAAACGAUCCAGAAUUUCCUUCCCUUGGCAUCUUUAGAUGCAUGGCCAAGUUAAUCCAGAAAGGAGUCAAUAACAAAGAUUGGCUUCUCAGAUGUCAGAACAUAUAUAUCCCUUAUUAUGCAGCGCAUAUUAUUGGUUCUUAUACCAUGAACAAACCCAAGUUUGCGGAUAAAGCUGUCAAGUCCAACGUUGUUCAGCCGCUGAUGGAACUGCUUCGAGGCAAGAUUAGUUGGGUUGAACAAAGAGUUGCACUUCGUGCACUGGGUCAUCUUGCUAGCCAUGAAGCAACUUUUGAAGCCGUUGCUGGACAUGAAGCUCAAGUCAUAGAAGCCGCCAUUAACAUAGCUUCCACGUGCCUAAACGAGGUAUAUGAAAAGUUUGUUGGCUUGAAGAGAUCAGAGAGGUUGGAGUAUCAUAGGAACUUGCUAACAAGAGGGCAUGGAGACUUGGAAUUAGAGAAUAGAAAGGCAGAAGAAUGGGCCAGCCAGCUUCAAUGUUGGUCUCUCUAUCUCCUUGAUUGCUUUGCAUGUAAAGAAAGAUCUUUGGGAUUAAUCUGCAAAAACCAAUUCUUAAGGGAUUUGUGUGGAAUGUGGGGUGGUUUGUCAAACCCAACUUCACCUGCUGGAAUAGGACUUCUCAGAACACUGUGCCACACCCAAAUAGGGAGAGAAAGAAUAGCAAAUUUGCAAGAAGUGCUUGUGAAUAUUUGUAAUGUCUCAAGGUCAUCAGAUGAUAGACAACACAUGGCAAUUGAUAGUCUUUUGCAACUUCUCAGAGAUCCUAUUACAAGAUACAAAGUAAUAGAUACCGCUGCUCCAGUUCUUGCUGAUUUGGUUGAACUUAGAAGCAUGGGAGGGAAACCCAAAGUAGGACAAGCAAUCGUGCAAACCCUUUUACAGGAUUACCACAAAAUCAAGUUUGGCGAGAUGAAUUUGAAAAGCGAAAGAACCAAGAGAACAUUAGAAGAAUUAUGGGGUUUGAAGGUUGAAAGAGUUAAAAGAGAAAGCCUAAUGAGUGAACAAGAAAUCAGAGAAAAAGAAGUGUUAGCAGGUGUUUUAAAACAAGAAGGAAAUAGAGAAUUUUGGUCAGGGGAAAUCGAAAAGGCUGUGAUGAAGUACACUGAGGCAUUGAAUCUGUGUCCAUUAAAGACUAAGAAAGAGAGAAUUGUGCUUCAUAGCAACAGAGCUCAGUGUCACUUGCUUCUUGGAGAUGCUGAAGCUGCACUCAGCGAUACCACUCGUGCUCUGUGCCUAUCGAAUGUGGCGUGCGAGUGUCUUCACAGUAAGAGUUUGUGGAGAAGAUCACAAGCUUUUGACAUGAAAGGGUUAGCUAGGGAGAGUUUGAUCGAUUGUUUAAUGUUCAUCAGUAACCGUUAUGAGUCUCGGAAGAAAAAGGGUUUCAAGAUACCACACUACGCAGCACGUAUGGUUAACAAACAGAUGAACGCCACGUGGCUCUUUGCUGAAUCGGUUAAGUCAAGUUGGCAUCGCACACACGAAGAAGUGGAAGAAUUCGUGGUUCAAAAUAAAAUGGAGUCUCUCAGCUUGAAGAAGACGACGAAGAGAAUAUCGAAAGGUAAGUGA
Molecule: messenger RNA, 1791 nt
Organism: Abrus precatorius (Indian licorice)
Lineage: Eukaryota; Viridiplantae; Streptophyta; Magnoliopsida; Fabales; Fabaceae
Exons: 1
Coding region: 1-1791 (596 amino acids)
Molecular function (GO): protein binding
Source: RefSeq, a predicted model, not a curated record